UCUUAAUCAUCCCUUUAAGAUAUGUUUAUAUAGAAACAAAAUGACCUAUUCCCAGAAAUAUACCUAUUCACUGGAGUAAAAAGUGUGCCUACCAUGAUCUCCCCAAUUUAUAACAGAAUGUCUAUAUUUUUGCACUUAAAUAGCUUUGCGGUGUGUCAAAUAUGUUUUUUUUUUAGAAGUAUAACAAAUUCAUGUCUCAGUUUAUAUGGUCAUAAUAUAUAUGAAAGAAAAAAGUUAUAAAAUAACGAAAUGCUGUUUAAAUUUGUUUUUGAUAGAGAGGAUGUCAAAAGUGCAUUCUUGAAUAUAUCACUGGCCAACCUCACAUUUGUAAAUAAGUUACUAUUGAAACCCAAAUUCAUUGCGAAUUCACUCAAUAAAAUGAAUGCUAAAAAUGAUAUAUUUGUUAAAGACAACGGUCAAGUUCAUUCUCCUGUAGGAGGCGCUUUUGAUAAAACAUAGACGCGCUACAGAGACUCCCACAAAAGUUAGCGAUUGCCGUCGUACUUAUAAAGUGCAGAGAGGUUUAAGAAAAUCCUGUACCCAGUUUUCAGGAAUAGGAAGGAAACGAUGACUUACUUGAAACACGUUUUCAUUUUGGUAACAAUGCGAUGUUUUGUUCAGGGUGAAACAGAGGCAAUUCGUCCUGGAAAAAUGUCUGGCGUUUUUUGCACUUUUAAAGAGAAGACUUACAGGCCAGGAGAUAGCUGGCAUCCCUAUUUGGAACCCUUUGGAUUCAUGUUCUGCAUGCGUUGUACUUGCACUGAAUCUGGUCAUGUGAAAUGCAACCCCAUCAAAUGCCCUGUUCUGCGAUGUGAAAAUCCAGUGACUCACUCACAGCAGUGCUGCCCUCGUUGUGCAGAUGAGCACAGAACUCCUGCUGGUCUUCGGGCACCCAUUAAAACCUGUAGGUAUAAUGGAAGUAUAUACCAAACAGGGGAAACAUUUACCAACCAUGAACUCUUCCCAUCCCGUCAAUCCAACCAAUGUGUCAUGUGCACUUGCUCUAAUGGAAAUAUAUUCUGUGCAUUGAAAACAUGUCAGCCCAUUACAUGCUCCUCACCAGUUUCAGUUCCAGAUACGUGCUGCUUGUUGUGCAAAGAGGGUGCAAUUGAUAUCAAUUCUGCCUCAUUUGGGGAUGGAGGACAACAACUUAACAGAGGAGUUAGGCAUUCUGUGGAUCACUGUGCUGGGGACCAGGUCAGGGGUCGCUCUAUUAGGGCCACACCAUCAACACUGCGGAGCUCUCCGAGAGGCCUCAACCUACAGACGCUACACCUUACGCUACAAGGAGCUGCAGAGACUACUGUUAAGAUUCUUCUACAGCGCAAACAUCAGAGAGCUUGCGUGUACAGCGGCAAGACCUACUCCCAUGGCGACAUGUGGCAUCCGGUGCUGGGCAAAGUCUUAGAGUGCAUUCUGUGCACCUGCAUGGACGGCUUUCAAGAAUGCAGGCGCAUCACAUGUCCCAGCCAGUAUCCAUGCCAACAUCCCAUAAAGACAUCAGGAAAAUGCUGCAAGAUUUGUCCAGAGCUCAAAGCAGAGAGCAAUAGGACAGAGUGCUACCUUGGCCAGGACAAUAACAGUCUCUUGGUAUAUAAAGUUGAAUCCUCAUCUGCCACUCAAUUAGAGGACAAAGUGCGGAUGAUAGCCAUCGAGAGACAAGGAACCACUGAGGUUGAAGUGCAAGUUUGGAAAACAGUUGAAGGUGUUUUGCAUCUAAUGGAAACAGGUGAUGUUCAAAAGAAAGACCUCAUAGAACAUCCCGAAAAUUACAUCUUACUGACCACAUUAGAUGAGGACACUUGGAGAAAGUUCAAAGAAGAGGAGGACAAGCAGAAGGACUUAAGUAAGAAUAGGAGCUGUGAAGAUGGAAUAAAGGAAGUAGUGAAGUACUUAAACCCUGAACAGCUGGACAGUCUUUGCAGUUCUUAGUCUCCUCCCUGUUCUCUAACACUGCCAUCCCUGUCUAUGACACCCAUUUUAUUACACGAAGAACACACUCACCCCCACACAAUGUGCAUGUAGUACAAAACCAGAUGCUGGCAGCAGAUAGUCUAAAGAUCUUGUUUAUUUCUAUGAGUCAGUUCAGCGCAAGUCUUAAUGAGUUUGACAGCUCAGAAUUCUUUGUAGGACCUUGCUUUUUUCAGAGGUCUUGAGGUCAGGCAUUGCUGAAAAUUUUAUAUUUGAGAUGGAAAAUGAGUGAAUACAUGCAUAUGUCUCAGUAGGCUACUAAGUGGGCCAAAGUUGUAGGUGUGCUCAAGAAAGAAAGGGUGUAAAGCAAUCAUCAUUAAAGGGAUACUUCCCCAAAACUGAAAAUUAUGUCAUCAUUUACUCACCCUCAUGUUGUUCCAAACCUGUAACACUUUCUUUCCUCUGAGCAGAAUGACAGUCUCAGUCACAAUUCUUUAAUGUAUGGAAAAAAGAAGCAAUGAAAGUGAAUUUUGACUGAGGCUGUCAGUCCCUAACAUUCUGCCCUUUGUGCUCCAUGAAAAAAGAAAGUCAUACAGGUUUGGAAUGGCAUGAGCAUGAGUAAAUGAAUACAGAACGUUCUGUUUUGGUUGAACUAUCCUUUAAAAAGGAAUGGUUUAUGCUAUUAUAGCAAGCAUCCACUGUAUGUACAUAAAAGGAAUAGCACAGGAUGAUAACAGCUUAUUGGCCAGAAUGCUUUUAUAAAGUUGACAUAGGCCACCUUUUUUUUCCAAUGUACUUAGUUACACGUCAGUCAUAUAUGUAUCAUGAUUCAACUAAAAAUACACUAUUUAUUGUACAUUUAAAGGAGCAAAUAUAAUUUUCUUUGAACAUAACUUUAAUAGAAUUAUGUUUUUAAUACAACAUGUUUUGCACUGUCAUUCAUGUAGCAUGUAUGUGUAUUGAUAUGGUUAUGUAUCAUUCCUAUGCACUUAAAAUUUUCAUAAAUAUAUUGGGCUAAUGUCUGGUGUGACACUGACCAAUACAACAGUUUUUAUAAUGCAAGGCUCUGUAGCAUAAGUUACAAUUCUAUUGCUUGUUUGCUUGUUUUCCCAAGAGUUAUAAUGACCUUAAAUGUAUUAAAGAGAAUUCCUACUAAUGCCAUAAAUGUAGGUCAGAAUUUGAAAGCAAUAAGAUGUGUUGAUUGUUGAGAUUUAACAGGUUUUAAAGAAUAGUUCACCCAAAAAUUGUAAUUCUCAAAAAAUAUUUACUCACCCUCAUGUUGCUCCAAACCCACAAGAUUUCUUUCUGCUGAGGAACACAAAAGGAGAAUUUUUGAAGAAUCAAAUCUUAACUUAAGAUAAAGUCAUAUGGACCACUUUUAUGGUACUUUGUCAUUUUGGAGUUUGACAGUCCAAGUUUGAGUUGGGAAUUGUAAGGAAUUUAACCAUUCCAGUUCCCCAAUGGGGAUUA
This is a messenger RNA of Xyrauchen texanus (razorback sucker), 3381 nucleotides long. Its product is annotated as chordin-like protein 2. The coding region runs from base 568 to 1932 and encodes 454 amino acids. The transcript is spliced from 11 exons. Gene Ontology annotation, molecular function: protein binding. NCBI's taxonomy places the organism in Eukaryota, Metazoa, Chordata, Actinopteri, Cypriniformes, Catostomidae. The record is from RefSeq and is a predicted model, not a curated record.